GGUGAGUUUAAUCAGGGUUGCAAUUGACCUGAUCUCGUUGAAUUUUUAAACCCCCAUUUUACAGAGGCUGCGAGGAUGACCGCUCGAGUUUAUUUCUUGUUGAUUGCUGUUUUAUCAUGUCUGUUUGGAUACCUGAACACUAUUCGCGCUAUUCAAAGACAAAGCAAAGUGAAGCCGGGUCAAUGUCCCUUACCGGAGAGGAUUCCACUGUGGGCUGAAAGCUGUUUCAAUGAUGGACAGUGUCCAGCCACACGGAAGUGUUGCCCAACCCCCAGUGGCUUUGCAUGCACUGAACCACGUGAUCAGGGACGCAGCCAAGUACAGGGCAGUGGACCAGGCCAGGGAAGCCGCCACGGACAAGGAUCGAGUAGUGGAUGGGUUCAGGCUAGUGGACAGGGUAGCAGCCAGGGUAAGGGUAGAGGACAGGGUAGUGGACCAGGACAGUCUAGUGGCCAUGGCCAGGGAAGCAGCCAGGUUAAGGGAAGUGGACAGGUCCAUGGCCACGGACCUGGACAGGGUAGUGGCCACGGAGACGUCCAGGGUAAGGGAAGUGGACAGGGUAGCAGACCAGGACAGUCUAGCAGCCAUGGCCAGGGAAGCGUCCAGGGUAAGGUGAGUGGUCUGGGACAGGGUAGUGGACCGAGGCAGGGAAGCAGCCAUGGACUGGUUAAGGGCAGUGGACCGGGUCUUGGCCAGGGUAAGGGAAGUGGACAGGGUAGUAGACCAGUAAAGGCUAGCGGCCAGGGUAAGGGAAGUGGACAGAGCCAGGGAAGCAGCCAGGGUAAGGGGAGUGGACCGGGCCAGGGAAGCAGCCAUGGAUCAGGUAAGGGAAGUGGACAGGGCCACGGACCUGGACAGGGAAGUGGCCACGGACAGGGCCAGGUUAAGGCAAAUGGACAGGGUAGCGGACAGGGCCAGGGAAGCGGCCGGGGACUGGGCCAGGGAAGCGGCCGGGGACUGGGACUGGGCCAGGGAAGCGGCUGGGGACCGUGGUGGCCGUGGGGCAGACGGGGACCGUGGGGCGGAUGGGAACAGUGGUGGUAGCGGGCAGGCAAUUGUUCAAU
Molecule: messenger RNA, 1064 nt
Organism: Carassius auratus (goldfish)
Lineage: Eukaryota; Metazoa; Chordata; Actinopteri; Cypriniformes; Cyprinidae
Product: cell wall protein IFF6-like
Exons: 5
Coding region: 76-1044 (322 amino acids)
Cellular component (GO): extracellular region
Molecular function (GO): peptidase inhibitor activity
Source: RefSeq, a predicted model, not a curated record